UACUUCCGGCUUCCGUUCGGCCGGCCGCCAAGCUAGUAGCCGGCCAGCUAAAGUUGAGCAGUUUAGUCAGCAUGAAGACGCCGCUUUGACAGCCGCUCCAAGGCUCACUAACCUCACUAACCUCACACUCUGUCGGCCUGCAACACUUUGGACUUCAUGAUAGAACCCGCCACACGUCCAACUAUUCAGAAUCAGAUCUUUCAACAAUGGAUGACCCCAACAGACCCCAGCGGAAGAUGUCCACAGCCGGGGACAGCUUGUACAAAGUCCUGGGCCUACAGAAGGGAGCGACACCGGAAGAGAUAAAAAAGGCAUACAGGAAGCUGGCAUUGAGGCACCACCCGGACAAGAACCCCGACAACCCGGAGGCGGCGGAAAUGUUCAAAGAGAUCAACAACGCCAACUCCAUCCUCAGCGAUGAGAACAAGCGCGUCAUCUACGACGAGUACGGCUCCAUGGGCCUCUACGUGGCCGAGCAGUUUGGCGACGAGAGCGUCAAGUACUACUUCCUCAUGUCCAAGUGCUGGUUCAAGGCCCUUCUGGUGUGCUGCGGGAUCUUCACCUGCUGCUGCUGCUUCUGCUGCUGCUGCUUCUGCUGCGGGAGGUGCAAGCCCUCCGAGGAAGCCGAGGACACUUUCUACGUCAACCCCGAGGACCUGGAAGCGGAAAUCAACGAGCAGGAGGAGGCACGAGACGCUGUAAUUGUUAUUCAGCCAAGCUCUUCCGCCAAUGCCGAGGCCUCGGGCGAAGCUGGCGACGCCGCCUCAGGCGAGGACACGCCCAUCGUCAUUCAGCCCCACGCCAGCAACGGAGACAUCCACCUGUCAGUGGAGUGAAUCCUGCUGGUCCUGGACAGGGCUUAGAGUAUGGAUUCAUGCAAAAACAUCCCAGAGGUUUUUCUUGUGUGUGUUUACAUCAGCAGUUAUUUUUUGUUUUUAAGUGCCACACUUUUUUUCUUCCUAUUAUCCAGUAUUUUCCAGUUAUUUAUGUUUUUCAAAUGCAUCUGGAAUGUAGUCACAUGACCAAAGCCUCGUCCCCUCAUGCACUUUAAACAUGCUAACCGUGUCAAAGUGCCAAAUGACGCCAGAGUGGUUGGAUAUACAGUGUUCCCUCGCCACUUACGGACGUUUUUAACUUGUAAAUAGGUGUUUUUUUUAUGUAUUUGUAUUAUAACUUCUAUUUCAUAUAAUCAGUGAUAGAUAAUACAAGGAGACGCCACUCCCGUAAUUGGAUCAGCGUGCCUACAUUAGCAGGGUAUUACAUUGUUGUCAACGGAACGGAAAAUGUUGCAGAAGAAACGGUGUUAUCAACUGUGUAUUGAUAGUUUAGGAUUUUAUGUUGACAAUAAAGAGAACCGCAAUAAUAAGCAAGUUAUGAUUUAUUUUCAGUAUGCAAGGCAUUUUAUUACACUGUCUGAAAUGACGCUAAAAUGGCCGACACAUCGCCAGGCAUGUCGAUCUAGUUAUAUCUACGUUACCAGCAGAGGUUCGGAAUCUUUAGGCCCUUCAAGAUUUGAUUUUUCAAAUAAGAAUUGAUUCUUGAUUCAACACGAUUCUCGCAAUGUAUUAUUUACUAUAGUCGGGCUGAAAACUAUCACGAUUUAAGUGUUUUAUGUGGGCCAAUAUCGUUAAUUAUCAUUCGUUAUGACCUAACGAAAAUAAGGAGCAAUGGUAAAAUAGAUCAGGUGGAAAAAUGUUCAUUUCAAAUGUUACCUUCCAAUGAUUAUAAUCCCCUCUGCUAUCUAAGCAGGAAGGAAAUAUCAACGCAAACAAUGCAAAGAAAAUUGUCAACACUUAAAAUGAAGGAACAAAAAUACGAAAUGCUUGCUAAGGUGUAACAAAACAGUGCAAAGUGUGAAAAUAUGAACCUAAAGAAACCUGAGAAGGAGUUAUUUUCUGUGGUUUUAGUGCCAGGAAGUUACAGCUGUGCUCUAAAGGGUGAGCGCGGCUGAGGGGGUGUGGCAUUACUGGUCUUGUAUCAUUUACAGACCACAUUGAUUUGACCAGGGUCCCUUUUGAAAUGAAAACAAAACAAAAACUGCCUACCGUCGAGGUGACUUUUCUUCUUCUGUAGACAAUUUCUUCAUUUUUACAGACAUAUGGCGCAACCAAACUUGAUAGUUGAUACUGUUACCUGAUUGGCUGUCAUCAUGUCACUCCCACUGAUCAGUGAUCACUCCCUUGGUUGCUCGGUUACCAGAGAUCGAGUACCAACCUUGCUCUCGCAACUUCUGCUUUCUCCCAACAAAAAAAAAAAAAAAAAUAUCGAACCUUUUAUCAAAAGCAUUUUUUAUUGAUUUUAUGUGUAUAUUGCAACUUAUAUUAUCAUUUAAUCAGCAAGCACAAUGGUAUCGUAAUUAUAAUAAAGCCUGACGUAUGACAUGCAUGGAGAUGGCCUAAAUGCAUCCUCUUAGAAAUGUAUUAUCUAAAAAAAUGUUUUUUGUAAAUUAUUGAAUCGAUUUAGAACGUUAUAACAAUCGCAAUUCGGAUGGGAUCUAAGGGCGUUCAAUAGUUGGCAACUGGACUGCUUGGUUUCAUUGUAGUCUUCUUCAGUUUGUGCUCAUAGAUUUAGAUCGGUCAGAUCUAUUUCAAAGGUUGGUGCCAAAACCCUAAAUAUUUAUACUGGGCAAGGAUGGUUUCGCCUGAUCGUAGUGACAAAAAAAAAACAGUUUUAAUGCAAACAAGCAAUCCUAACUGUCAAAGCCCAACGACAGUCGUUGAAGUGUAAUUUCCCCUCGUUAGCAUCAAGGUAUUGUGUGGCAGAACCAUGGAAGGUAGACUCCUUAGUCUUGGACUGAAGACUUUGUCGUCGAAGGAGUGCUGUUUCUCCCUGAGGUACAGGUAGACAGCCGAGUCUUGGACUGAAGACUUUGUCGUCAAAGGAGUGCUGUUUCUCCCUGAGGUACAGGUAGACUGCUUAGUCUUGGACUGAAGACUUUGUCGUCAAAGGAGUGCUGUUUCUCCCUGAGGUGCAGGUAGACUGCUUAGUCUUGGACUGAAGACUUUGUCGUCAAAGGAGUGCUGUUUCUCCCUGAGGUACAGGUAGACAGCCGAGUCUUGGACUGAAGACUUUGUCUUCAAAGGAGUGCUGUUUCUCCCUGAGGUACAGGUAGACUGCUUAGUCUUGGACUGAAGACUUUGUCGUCAAAGGAGUGCUGUUUUUCCCCGAGGUGCAGGUAGACUCCUUAGUCUUGGACAGAAGACUUUGUCGUCAAAGGAGUGCUGUUUCUCCCUGAGGUGCAGGUAGACAGUCAAGUUUUGGACAGAAGACUUUGUCGUCAAAGGAGUGCUGUUUCUCCCUGAGUUACAGGUAGACAGCCGAGUCUUGGACUGAAGACUUUGUCUUCAAAGGAGUGCAGUUUCUCCUUGAGGUGCAGGUAGACUGCUUAGUUUUGGACUGAAGACUUUGUCGUCAAAGGAGUGUUGUUUCUCUCUGAGGUGCAGGUAGACAGCCGAGUCUUGGACUGAAGACUUUGUCGUCAAAGGAGUGCUGUUUCUCCCUGAGGUGCAGGUAGACAGCCGAGUCCUGGACAGAAGACUUUGUCGUCAAAGGAGUGCUGUUUCUCCCUGAGGUACAGGUACACAGCCGAGUCUUGAACUGAAGACUUUGUCGUCAAAUGACUGCUAUUUCUCCCUGAGGUACAGGUACACAGCCGAGUCUUCGACUGAACACUUUGUCGUCAAAGGAGUGCUGUUUCUCCCUGAGGUACAGGUAGACAGCCGAGUCUUGAACUGAAGACUUUGUCUUCAAAGGAGUGCUGUUUUUCCCUGAGGUGCAGGUAGACUGCUUAGUCUUGGACUGAAGACUUUGUCGUCAAAGGAGUGCUGUUUCUCCCUGAGGUGCAGGUAGACAGCCGAGUCUUGAACUGAAGACUGUCGUCAAAUGACUGCUAUUUCUCCCUGAGGUGCAGGUAGACAGCCGAGUCUUCGACUGAACACUUUGUCGUCAAAGGAGUGCGGUUUCUCUCUUUGAACUGUGGGCUGGUAGAAACUUUAUCAGCUCUGCGUUGUAGGGUUCACAGCUUCCCUCAAAUGCCUAUACAUCUGUUCUCUUUGACCUGUGGGCUGGUAGAAACUUUAUCAGCUCUGCGUUGUUGGGUUCUGGUAACGCCCAGUUUGUGUUCCAGGCACACCCUCCUGUUUUGUUUUUUUUGGAGUAUAAAUAUUUGGGGUUUUGGCACCAAACCAUUGGAUGAGAUCUGACCAGUCUUAGAGCACAGACUGAUGAAGCAAACUCGGAGGAAACGUCUUACAAGACCAACCAAACAGUCCUGUUGCGAUCGAUUGUACGACCUGGAUGAAUGAGAACCUUAAAAGGUUUAAAUUCGGAUGUCGGCACCCUGAGUGAGCGCCUGACUAUUUGCUGGUGAAGCUGCUUCUAUUGGCUGAUGGCGGACCGAUCACAGACCGCAUCCAGCCUUCUGUUUGUAUUAUCUCAGCUGCGUGUUUGUAGGAACAUUUGUAUUUGUUUGAAUCCCCCCUCCUUGUUGUCCAAACCUUCUGUGCCUUCUAAGGCUUCUGGCUCCAAACCAAAGCUGCUUACCAUCAGAGUGUACGGUAAACUCUGCAGUCGAGCUACUUGAAGCAAUAUAAGGGCGACGGCAAAAGUGUCUUUUAAAAAGACUGUGCCAAUAGUAAGCGAGGAUGCCAAUGAUAUUCCGGCAUUAGUCGUGAGUACUCCUGUCAAAUGUUAUGUUACGAUCACAGAAGAGUGUUUGAGUGUGUGUGCAAGUCUUAAGCGUAUAAAGACUUAAAAUGCGUACAGUAGUCACAUGAAUCGUAAAAAUUAGCAUUUUUACUUUGGGGUAAUUCACGGGGGUCUGGAAUGUAACUCCCACGACAAUCGAGGGAACACUGUAAACCUGAAUGUUUAAAGUUUUUUGUUUUUUUAUAUAUAUAUGAUAACUGGAACUGCUGAUUCUGGCCAGAUGUCUGCAGAUGGACUGAACUUGGAGGCCAAAGUCUGUCUUUGAUGGCAUUUAUUCCUUACAUGAUUACCACUACCAUCAUCAAGUGACUACACCGCAAACAUUCGCUGAUUUUUAAUUUAAUUUUUUUUGUUUUACUUCGUAUUCCCUUGUUUGGUCCGAACUGUGGCGCCCUCAGACCAUAAUCCUGUUUUUAUGCCACUUUUAUUCUACUCAAGAAAAAGCCUUAAAUUACAGCCGUGGUCAAAAGUUGUAGAGAACAUAAUGUCAUGGCUGUCUUGAGUUUCCAGUCAUUUCUACAACUCUUAUUGUUUUGUGAUGUAGUGAUUGGAGCACAUACUUGUUGCUCACAAAAAAAAAAUUCAUGAAGUUUGCUUCUUCAUCUGACCACAGACGUGUGUUUGGGGUCAUUGUCCUGUUGGAACCCCCAACAGCGCCCAAGACCCAACCUCCCAACCUGAUGAUUUUAGGUUUUUGACCUAAAUGUUGGGUCAAAAUCAUCAAUUUUUGACCACUCCUCUUGACAAAAUUGUGGCCAAACAGCUCCAUUGAUGUUUCAUCUGACAUCACUUGGACAAAUAUAAGACCUUGUGGAGGAAAGUUCUGUGGUCAGAUGAAACCAAAAUGGAGAUGUUUGGCCACAAUACCCAGCAACAUGUUUGGAGGAGAAAAGGUGAGGCCUUUAAUACCAGGAACACCAAACCUACCGUCAAGCAUGGUGGUCUUUAGUAUUAUGCUCUGGGCCUGUUUUGCUGCCAAUGGAACCGGUGCUUUACAGAGAGUAAAUGGGACAAUGAAAAAGGAGGAUUAGCUCCAAAUUCUUCAGGACAAGCUAAAGUCAUCAGUUCAAAGGUUGGGUCUUGUGCACAGUUGGGUGUUCCAACAGGACAAUGACCCCAAACACACAAAUCAACAUCUGGCAUGGCAUCCUACGAGACCACUCGUUUUUAGAUAUGCCAGUGUUGAACUUUUUGUUUACAUUUGUGUGAGACGUAGCGACGCUUCAAAAAAUGUGAUGCGCGUGGCACAUGUUCAAAUUUGUGGUGUUUGAACUCGGGAUGUGACGAUAUGAACAGUUCAUACCACAAUUGUGGUGUGAAAUGUAUUAUUGAAUUCUUGACCACUCCUCUUGACAAAAUUGGUGCAGUUCAGCUAAAUGUGUUGCUUUUCUGACAUGGACUUGUUUCUUCAGCAUUGUCCACACGUUUAAGUUAGGACUUUGGGAAGGCAAUUCUAAACCCUUCUUUUUCGUCUGAUUUAGCCAUUCCUUUACCACUUUUGAGGUGUGAGGUAGUAUUGUGCUCUAGGCCUGUUUUGCUGCCAAUGGGACAGUGAAAAAGGAGGAUUACCUCCAAAUUGUUCAGGACAAGCUAAAAUCAUCAGCCUGGAGGUUGGGUCUUGAGCGCAGUUGGGAGUUCCAACAGGACAAUGACCUCAAAAGUGGUAAGGAAUGGCUAAAACAGGCUAGAAUGAAGCUUUUAGACUGGCCUUCCCAAAGUCCUGACUUAAAUGUGUGGACAAUGCUGAAGAAACAAGUCCAUCUCAGGAAAGCAACACAUUUAGCCGAACUGCACCAAAUUGUAUCAAGAGGAGUGAUCAAAAAUGAGAUCCAACUUCCGGGCUGAUGAUUUUAGCUUGUCCUGAAGAAUUUGGAGCUAAUCCUCCUUUUUCAUUGUCCCAUUUACUCUCUGUAAAGCAGCAAAACAGGCCCAGAGCAUAAUACUACCACCACCAUGAUUGACAGUAGGCAUGGUGUUUCUGUGAUUAAAGGCCUCACCUUUUCUCCUCCAAACAUAUUGCUGGGUAUUGUGGCCAAACAGCUUCAUUUUUGUUUCAUCUGACCACAGAACUUUCCUCCAGAAGGUCUUAUCUUUGUCCAUGUGAUGUCAGAUGAAACAAAAAUCUUGAUUUAAACGUGUGGACAAUGCUGAAGAAACAAGUCCAUGUCAGAAAGGUAACACAUUUAGCUGAACUGCAGCAAUUUUGUGGUGAAAAAUGUGCACAGAAGCUUGUGGAUGGCUACCAAAAGCACCUUAUUGCAGGUAAACUUGCCAAGGGACAUGUAAGCAAAUAUUAACAUUGCUGUACGUAUACUUUUGAUUGCUCACAUUUUCAGUAGAGCCAUAAUAAAUUCAUAAAAGAAGCAAACUUCAUGAAUGUUUUUUGUGAGCAACAAGUAUGUGCUCCAAUCACUACAUCACAAAAAAGUAAGAGUUGUAGAAAUGAUUGGGAAGUCAAGCCAGCCAUGACAUCAUCUUCUUUACACGUGUACGUACACUUUUGACCAGGACUGUGUAUAAUCUGAGCUUUUUCCCCGUUUGCUGUUGUUGUUUGUAUCGUUGCCAAACUGUGUUGACGUGACUUUUGUAAAUGAGUGUGCUGUCCAUGCCACCUUGAAGCUAUUGUUGGAUGUGUCUCCACGCCCACAUUCCCGUGUUCAGCUCCUGGACAAAUGUUUGUCCUUUUGAGGGAACUUUUGGAAUAAACUCAGGUGCCACUGA
This is a messenger RNA of Nerophis ophidion (straightnose pipefish), 7428 nucleotides long. It is a transcript of the gene dnajc5gb, whose product is annotated as DnaJ (Hsp40) homolog, subfamily C, member 5 gamma b. NCBI's taxonomy places the organism in Eukaryota, Metazoa, Chordata, Actinopteri, Syngnathiformes, Syngnathidae. The transcript has 6 exons. Bases 207 to 836 code for a protein of 209 amino acids. The record is from RefSeq and is a predicted model, not a curated record.